Molecule: messenger RNA, 1401 nt
Organism: Mycosarcoma maydis (corn smut)
Lineage: Eukaryota; Fungi; Basidiomycota; Ustilaginomycetes; Ustilaginales
Exons: 1
Coding region: 1-1401 (466 amino acids)
Biological process (GO): regulation of transcription by RNA polymerase II; positive regulation of DNA-templated transcription
Cellular component (GO): SAGA complex; DUBm complex
Molecular function (GO): transcription coactivator activity
Source: RefSeq, a predicted model, not a curated record
AUGUCGAACGAUCCAAAAGCGCUCCUGGCUGCCAAGUUUCUCGAGUCGUUCCUGCGCGAGAUUGUGCUUGACACUGCCAUCCACACACACGCCAAGAUCAAACGCGCUCGGUCCAUCUGUCAUAUUUGCGGACUCCGCUGUCAAGCACACAAUCCUGCUGCAGAACCAUCCAGCUCCAACCCAACUCUCACUGUCGGCCCCGACUCAUGCAUCUCGUCACGCCCAGGAACGCCAGUACCAGGCUCGACGCCAACCACAUCGCACAAGCCAGACUAUUACUCGAACAAUCCGCUGUUUGAAUGCCUCAUCUGUUCGCGACAGGUCAGCUCAAAUCGAUAUGCUACCCACUUGGCAAAAUGCAUGGGCGUAGGAAGUAAAGGCGGUCGAAAGGGCGCUGCCAGAAAUGCCAAGGCCACAAGCAGCGUCUUGGCCAGCUCGAAUCGGCACAGCGCAGCGGGUACACCCAGGUAUAGCAGUGAUCUGGACGAUGACAGUUUUGCCAAACGCAAGAAUGGCAACUCUUCCCUCGCUAAGAAUGGUAACAAACGAGCCAAUAGUCCGCUGGCAGCGAGCACACUAGCCAACGCAAGAAUGAACAAACGCCUCAAAACAAGCUCGCCCACUCCACCGCCUGCCGACAGCGUAGCCACCGGGAUGAACCGCUCGUAUUCAUCGCAGACGUUUGCACCGUCCGGGUUGAGCAACUCGACUGUCAUCAGUGGAUCGCCACUCAAUCCUAACAACAUUAACACUGCGUCCAAGGCGGCGGAGAGUGUGAACAACAGCAAGAAACGCGAAAAGCUUAUCGAUGACGACAAUGACCAAGGUGACAAUGCGAGCCGGCGCUAUCACGGUGCGCCGGAUAGAGAUUCGAAUGGAGAGGAAGGCGAAAUAUCCGAGGAUGAUGACGACGACGAUGUUGCACUUGCUGUCGGAGCUGCCGCUUCAGCGCGUCCACCGUCGAGCGGCACCAAAAUCAAGAUCCCUCUCCGCACUACACCCUCUGCAUCCACACCGAAACCCAAAGCAUUUGUUGUGGCCGACGACUCGGAUGACUCGGAUUCUCAUCUUUCGAAUCGUCAUAGCGCUCACGCAGCUUCCGAAGGCGACGAUCACGAAGUCGAUAACGAAGACGACGAAGAUGCCGAAGAUGAAGACGACGACGACGACGACGACGAUGAAGACGAAGAGGAUGACGAUGACGAUGACGACCAAGACGAUGAUCUUCACAUCACAAGAGUCACUCACACUUCCUCUCAUCAUGGCAGCAACGGCCUAGCAGGCAACGAGAAUAAACCGAAACAAUCCAAUGGUGGCGGACUGCAGAGGGAACGCGGCAGUGAUGGCGAGUUUAUCGACGUUGAAAGUGCCUCGGAACAGAGUGAUGCCGAUUCAUUCUGA